This is a messenger RNA of Caenorhabditis briggsae, 261 nucleotides long. Bases 1 to 261 code for a protein of 86 amino acids. The record is from RefSeq and is a predicted model, not a curated record. The transcript is spliced from 2 exons. Lineage: Eukaryota; Metazoa; Nematoda; Chromadorea; Rhabditida; Rhabditidae.
AUGAACUUAACGCUGAAUUGGUACAUUCUUGUGCUACUUCUUUGUCUACCAGUAUCAGUGAAUACUAUCGAAUGUCUGAACUACAGAGUCGCUGAGGGACAACCAAUAUUGAAGGCUGAACGAAAUGUCGAUGUGAACAUUCCGGAGAAUGCAAGGAACACAGAAAUGAUUGUUUCAUACGAACAGACGCACAAGGAAUGGAAGAAAACGUUUGUUGCAGUGAUGGGAAUUUCUCGAACAAAGAAACACACAUCUCAGUAA